Molecule: messenger RNA, 2007 nt
Organism: Penicillium brevicompactum
Lineage: Eukaryota; Fungi; Ascomycota; Eurotiomycetes; Eurotiales; Aspergillaceae
Gene: medA
Product: transcriptional regulator medA
Exons: 2
Coding region: 1-2007 (668 amino acids)
Cellular component (GO): nucleus
Source: RefSeq, a predicted model, not a curated record
AUGUCUGCUUUCCAGAAGCCCGCAGCUGGCGCCAUUAUAGAUUACGGUUCCACUCGAUCUUUACAUGAUGCUGCCUCCUACUCGGCCUACGGUCAAUCGCCAUAUGUGACCACCCCGAUGGUCCCGUCCCCGAUGGCUGAUCAGGCAAGCCAAAUCUCGGAUUGUGUUCCAUAUCUGCCCAACAAUGAGUAUGCUAGCUCGUACGAGGAGUCUCAAUCUCCCAUGCUGGGAGCACGCCCCCGUCAGCUUCCCGAAAUUGUGACAUACAGCCCUCAACGUGGACGCGAAGAGACUCGCGUCAUGGUUCAGAUUUCAUCGCCCUAUGAUCUCCACAGCUCCGCAAUUGCAGGUGUGUUUGUAGUUUUUGGCUCGAAGAAGUGCCACUCUCUCCCAACUUUCAUGGGAUUCCAGGGUACCGCUUUCCAGUACGCUCUGGCAGCUGAUGCGCCUGCAUUCUUAUCCACCGGCUCUCCGUCAUUCGCUGUCCCUCUGUCUGUCUCAAUGGAGACCCAGGAUGAUUGCCCACCUAUCACCCUCCAGGUCGGCAUUUACAGCUACGAGCAGGUUUCCCACCCUUCCCCGCCAGGUGAUAGCCGCAAGAGAAAAUUGGCCUCAUAUCCCGAACAUGUCGCACCAUCCGCCAAGCGCCACACUGGACAAGUUAUUCCCAAGGUCGAACACGAAGGUUACCACAGCCGUAACGUCUCUGGGUCUUACUCGCCCUAUUUGCAGCCUCUUCCAGCCAUGUCUGGCUUCGUUGCACCUUACCACAACGCCCCCUCCCCUCAGCCUGGCUCUGCUCAAUAUUCCUCCGUCUCCGUCACCCCUCAACCUGCUCUCCGCGUCCCCUCUCCCAUCACCCCAGCCUGGAGCCCCUCAUAUGUCCCCGUGAACAACGAUGGCCGCAACGCAGGUCUUGCUCUGUCACACAGCAUGCCUCAGCGCAAGGUCACUCAUCCUGGUAGCACACACCCUACUCUCAUCCGCACCUCCACUAUCCAAUCCAACGGCAUGACCCACAACCCAUCUUUCAACCCUUACGCCAUGUACCCAACAAAGGCCGUUCUCAAGCUGAACGGUGACCUCGAUUCUAUGGCACAGGGUUGGUCAAAGGAAGAGCGUACCACCCAGCGCCGUCUGGUCCAGUUCACUCGCUCUCAGACUGGCAGCACCAUCCAGGCCGACUUCAAGGCUGUGACCCCCGAAGACCGCGCCCCGAGCAGCAUCUGCAUUAGCUGUAUCUCUUGGGAAGGAAAGAAUGAGUGCUACGUCACCAGUGUUGACACUAUCUACUUGCUCGAGUCUCUCGUGGCCGUUCGCUUCACUGUUGAGGAAAAGAACCGCAUUCGUCGCAACCUGGAAGGAUUCCGUCCUCUUACCGUUUCCAAGGCCAAGGCCGACAGUGAAGAAUUCUUCAAGGUCAUCAUGGGCUUCCCCGCCCCCAAGCCUCGCAACAUUGAGAAGGAUGUCAAGGUCUUCCCUUGGAAGGUUCUUGCCCAUGCCCUUAAGAAAAUCAUUGGCAAAUACGUACGUAUCGCGAAACUCCCAGCUCAAACCACCGUACUAACUAUAUCCCAGUCCGCCAGCUACUCCUCCACCGCCGGUGCUCUCCCCACACCAAUGACCAACAACUUUGCCAGCCGUGCUAGCCACGGCACCGGUUCCGAUUCCGGCACCGAGGCCCCAACUGCCAACUCGCCGCAGUCCAUCUCAGACACUGGAAACUACGCUAGCAUGCCUGUGCAGGCAUACUCCCACCACACUCCCGCAAACUCCCACUCCUCGGCUUCAGACAUGCGCCCCAUGAUGGCGGGCACACAACCUUAUACCUCCGUUGGCGGAUACUCAUACCCAGCAAUCUGCCACCCGCAGAACGCACACGGUCAUCCGGCGCCUGUGCGUCCAUGGGAAAUGCAACCAGUGGGCCCUGCACCUCCCACCCCUUCAAACAACGGAGCUUGCUACACCUACAUGGAUCCAGUAUACUCGAUGCAUGAUACGCACUGA